GCGGUUUGGGCGGCGGGGCGAGGGCGGUGCGUGCCGGCCGGCGGUGCGGUGCCCAUGUCUCAUUGCUGGGCGCAGAUCGUACCAUCUGCGCCGGCUCCCCUCCCCAUGCACUGCGGAGAAUCUGUGCACGGCAAUAGCAGCCAGAUAAUAACAAUAUUAUUAGAGCCUGGAACCAAUAUAUUAUAGACACAUAAAAAAAGCCCCCACCAUGUCGGUUGCCUUUGCUUCUGCUCGCCCAAGAGGCAAAGGGGAGGUCACCCAGCAAACUAUCCAGAAGAUGCUAGAUGAAAAUCACCACCUAAUACAAUGUAUUAUGGAUUAUCAGAGCAAGGGGAAAACUGCAGAAUGUACUCAAUACCAACAAAUCUUGCACAGAAACCUGGUUUAUCUGGCAACAAUAGCAGAUUCUAACCAGAAUAUGCAGUCCUUGCUUCCUGCUCCACCGACACAAAACAUGAACUUGGGCCCGGGAGGAAUGACUCAAAGCGCGUCCAACCAGUCUCUCCAUUCCCAGAGCAAUCUCAGCGAUGCCAUCGGGACGGGCCUUCCUCCGUCCUCCCUCAUGCAGAGCCAGAUCAGCAAUGGUCCUAAUCACGUGUCUAUGCAGCAGUCAGGCCAGAGCACAAUGCCCACAACCUCCCUGAGCAUGAGUGUCAGCAGCCACGGGACUGGGCCCGGUUACAGCCACACGGUGCCUGCGUCUCAGAACGUGCCAAUGCAAGGCCAGGGGUCAAUAGGCAAUUAUGUCUCUCGAACAAACAUCAACAUGCAGUCUAACCCAGUGUCCAUGAUGCACCAGCAAGCAGCAACAUCACAUUACAACUCGGCGCAGGGCGGGAGCCAGCACUACCAGGGCCAGUCCUCCAUCGCCAUGAUGAGCCAGAGCAACCAGGGCAACAGCAUGAUAGGCCAGCGGCCCAUGGGCCCCUACAGAGCUUCACAGCAAGGUUCCUCGCAGCAGUACAUGGGGCAGGAGGAGUAUUACAGUGAACAGUACAGUCACGGCCAGGGCUCGUCAGAGCCCAUGAAUCAGCAAUAUUAUCCCGAUGGACAUGGUGAUUAUGCCUAUCAGCAGUCAUCCUACACUGAGCAGAGCUAUGACAGGUCGUUUGACGACUCUACACAGCACUAUUAUGAAGGAGGAAAUUCUCAGUACAGCCAGCAGCAGGCAGGAUACCAACAGGGAGCUGCACAACAGCAAACAUAUUCCCAGCAGCAAUACCCAAAUCAACAGAGUUACCCAGGACAACAGCAAGGAUACGGUCCUGCGCAAGGAGCCUCCUCACAGUAUUCCAGCUACCAACAGGGACAGGGGCAGCAAUAUGGAAGUUACAGAGCUUCUCAGACAGGCCCAUCCGCUCAGCAACAGAGGCCUUACGGCUAUGAGCAGGGACAAUAUGGAAAUUACCAGCAAUAAAAGAAUAUGAUCCUGUAUCGGAUUAAUUUCAAUCGUAUAUCCAUCUUUUGAACUGGAUGUACAGGCAGUUUUGAUUAAUUGUAAUAUGUUGGUUACCCCUUAGCACAAAGCAGCGUCUGUAUGUGAACAGUGUUCAUUUCAUGCUGGAUAUGAAGCAGUGCACUACUGGUAACAAGACAAUGCUUUAAUGGUUUGAUAUUUGGUGCUGUGUAUAGUAUUGUAUGUUGAUACAAUGCAGAAGUUUUUUUUCAUUUACUCCCCCCCCAACCCCAUUCUUGAUGUUUCUAAAUAGCUUUAGGAUCAUUCGAUCACAGUUGUGCCCCGCUCUGGAAAAGAGCCAGGUUAUUCUGCAGUCUGGCUCGAUACAAAGCCAUUCAGUCCAGGGAGGGAUCCUGCGGUAGGUUACUGAUCUUUUUUAACUGAGUACAUGGAGGAUUACCUGCCAGCCUCCGAAAUCCAUGGCUCUGAACUUUAUUUCUUAAGAACAAGGGGAUGGAUGCAUUCCUUAUGCGAAGACAGUUCUAUGCUAGAUGAUAAAAAGAAAAUUAACUGCAACUUCUGUAAUACCUACCUACCCAAGUCUAAUCUGCCUAAGUCCACAUUUCUGUUUUACAACUUACAGAAAGAGGUUCAACACCUGUAUUCAAGGAAGUGUUAAUCACUAGAGGCACCUUUUAUAGAUCCAUAUAAAUCAAGGUAUUUCUGUCAUGGAAAGAAAUACAGAAGGGAGCUCCGAGCUCUGCAGUGUCAGCCUACUAUGCGACAAUAUUGCUUCAUAUUGUGCUUAGCUGAGAAAAACAUCUGCCAAAACUCCAGUCUUAAAUAUGCUACUCCAAAUUUUAUAACUCGCAUAUACAUUUUCACGCCACAUUUCGCAAGCAGGUGGCUGGCAUCCCUUCUUUAUUUCCCGUUCUUCCAUUGCCCUUGCUCAGAUUUUCCAGCAAGCGCUAUAACCAUAAAUAUUGUCAAAUUUUUGGUUGAUUGUUCGUGUAGCUCAUCAUCACUUUUAUUUUUCUCUUGUAGCUUGACAGAAAUAGUUCAGAAGUAAAAUUUAAAAAAAUCCAUGUUUAUUGGAGAUAAGCAAGUGAAUUCAGCUUUAAUUGUGAACCAAUAUCAUGCAUAUAGAGAGGGGAACUCUUAAUGGGGUCAGCCAGUGAGAGAAUACCUAGAGAGAGAGAAUUUAGAAAUAAAAACUAGUGGUAUGUGAAAGCCAGUAUGAACAACGUUAAAGUCACUUCUAUUCAGUUUUAUAUGUUCUUUAAAAGUGUUUUUAAAAAGUACUCAUAAAGUGCUUAUAUAAAGUGCUGAACAAAACACCAUGUCCAGAUUUCUCUGAGGCAAAAGGCUGGGAUGAUGAUAAUCCAUGAGCAUUUUUUAAUAUAGGAUUAAUUUCAAAUUUACAAUAGAAAUACAUCCUCUGUAGGAUUUUCUCCUUUUAUUUGCCUGAGCUGGUGUAUUUAUGGGAUUUUGAGUUCUAGUACUUUAUAUUUUGAAAAAGCAACACCACAGGAAAGGAAAAUAACAGAUCUCUCAAUUUGUUAUUUUUCCUGUAGAGGAAAGUCGUUAACUGGACUGCUCAAGGGUUGACUGUUAAAUGUUGUCCAAGCACUGCCCUUGCUACAUUACUGAUUUUAAUUACUGAUAAUAGAAGACUUUUUUCAGUUAGUCCUCAUUUCUCUCAUCUUUCCUGCUGGUGUUUUCAUACUAAUAAGUACUCUCAAAUAGCAAGGAAUGGAAAGGAAGAUUGUUUUCUUUACAAUAUAUUAAUAUUACAGGUAGCCAGAAGAAUGCAGUAUUGCUCUUUGCCAGCUUGGAAAUAUGUCUUUUAUGUGGUUUUUGAGAGAAUAUGAACAACAAUUGAAACAAAACAGCAACAUUACACCAAUCUGAAAUGUCUUACAUUAAGAACUUCUUGAAUGUUGUGUAUAUAAUGUAUUUGAAAGAGCACUUUGGAAAUAGUUUGUACAUUUAUUUCCUAAUUUAUACAUGAUUUUUGGUGUUAAUAUUUCUAAUUGUUAAUAACAAAAUGUUUAUUUAAUGUGUUGUCCAUUUUUAUGUAUUAAUGUGGAAACAAAGUGAUGCCAGCAUUUUGACUUCUUCCAUUAAUUGUAUCAUUUUCUGUUUUGUAAUACAGAAUGCUCGAAAAUUGUUUAGGUUAAAUAUUAUCUGAAAACGAA
Messenger RNA from Columba livia (rock pigeon), 3594 nucleotides. It is a transcript of the gene SS18L1, whose product is annotated as SS18L1 subunit of BAF chromatin remodeling complex. NCBI's taxonomy places the organism in Eukaryota, Metazoa, Chordata, Aves, Columbiformes, Columbidae. The transcript is spliced from 11 exons. The record is from RefSeq and is a predicted model, not a curated record. The coding region runs from base 209 to 1417 and encodes 402 amino acids. Gene Ontology annotation, molecular function: transcription coactivator activity. Gene Ontology annotation, biological process: positive regulation of dendrite morphogenesis.